AUGGACUACGAUAUCAACAUGGACGACGUCGCCGACGGUUUCGCACCUCCGACAGCGACGAUUGGUGACGGCACAAACAUCGCACAAACCGCUAUAGCGCUGUCUCCCUCGAACGAACGCGACCUAGAAGAUUCGACCAUCGUGCGGAAUAAGGUACAUAUCCGAGGCCUGGACACAUUGACCACGGACGACAUCAAAACCUACGUGAAGAGUCACUUUGGCACUCCAGAGAGAGUUGAGUGGAUCGAUGACGAAUCUGCAAACCUGCUCUUUGGGUCGGAAAGUACGGCGCAAGAGGCUCUGGCAGCACUGAGCGCCAUUGAAAUUGCCGACGUAACUCAAUUGCCUCCUAUGGAGACGAUUCCUGCCAAGCCCGUCGCAUCCCACCCAGACGUCAAUCUUCAAAUCCGAUUCGCCGUUGUUUCCGACAAGAAGAUACGAGGCGCUGCUGAGCGAAGCCGGUUCUACCUCCUCCACCCCGAAUUCGACCCAGAGGAGAGAAGACGACGUGAGGGAAACAGGAACAAAUAUCGCAAUCGGGACGGAGAUGACCGUCGUCGCAAUGGCCGUGGAAGAAAUCAACGCGACCGAGACUCGAGCCCCGAGGUGUUCCAUGCCAGCAUGUACGAUGACGAUGAGGACACACUGGCAGACCGCAGACCAGCACGUCGCCCGAGAUCUCGCUCAAGAGAUUCGACUCCGCGUGACGAGCGAUCUUAUGCGUCUCGCAAUCAGGAAAAGGAGCUGUUCCCGGGACGGUCAUUAGGAGCAGGAAAACGGCAACGAAAUCGUUCCGCUUCACCUAUGCGGGAUCUGGAUGGCGACGCAGCGAUGGAUGUUGAGGCAGCACGCGCGCCGAGGGCCAGCAAUCGAAAUAAUAGGGAAAGGGCAUCGGGCAUCAGAGAUCGCCUGGCUGAGGACAACAAAUCCAAGGAAUUGUUUCCCAUUAAGGGCUCGUCGAUGGGCAAGACGCAUAUGGACAGAGUCAUGGACGGUGCAGACGAAGCCACACGAAUCAUGCAGCAAAAGAUGAGCGUGAGCAACGACCGCAACGGCAGGAAAGACCUAUUCGAUCGGGAUAGAGUCGACAUUGCGGGUUCCAGUGCUGGAUUCUCCAUCAAGGGCGCGGCGGGUGCGAACGUCAAGGAGCUGUUCCCGAGCCGCUUCGGAGGUGGUGGCAAUACCGGAAAAGAGCUCUUCGCUGACAAGUUAGAAGGCCGUGGCCGUCGGCGGCAGAAAGCAGAGGAUCUAUUUUCGUAG
Messenger RNA from Colletotrichum fioriniae, 1260 nucleotides. The record is from RefSeq and is a predicted model, not a curated record. NCBI's taxonomy places the organism in Eukaryota, Fungi, Ascomycota, Sordariomycetes, Glomerellales, Glomerellaceae.